Triticum urartu is the source of this 1637-nucleotide messenger RNA. RefSeq names its product ARM repeat superfamily protein. Gene Ontology annotation, molecular function: adenyl-nucleotide exchange factor activity. Gene Ontology annotation, cellular component: endoplasmic reticulum. The record is from RefSeq and is a predicted model, not a curated record. Lineage: Eukaryota; Viridiplantae; Streptophyta; Magnoliopsida; Poales; Poaceae.
CACAUCUCGAAAAUUCCAUCCAAACAGAAAAAACGAAGAACCCUCUUCCCUCCCCACUCCUGCUGCUCCGUGGCCAUGGCGAAGGCGAGGCCGCACUCGGGGCGAUCCGGUCACCGCCGCCGCAACCUCCUCCUCGCAGCUGCUCUCCUGUCGGCGGCUCUGCUCCUUCCGGCGGCGAUGGCCUCCGCGGCGGUGGCGGCGGCGGCGGAGGGGGACGGGGAGAACAGGUCGCGGGGGGCGGCGACGCAGUGGGCGACGGGGAAGGACGAGGGGGAGCUGGCCGCGGAGCGGGAGGCCGCUGGCGGGGGCUCGGUGGUGGAGGACGACUUCGCGGGCGGCUUCGGCUCCCUCGACAGCAUGCUGCAGUGGGCCAUCGGAAAUUCAGAUCCAGGAAGACUGAAAGAAGAGGCGGCGGAUGUGCAGAAGUUAUCUGAGGAUGAGCUGCUCAAGCGGCGGCAUGAGAUUAAGGACUUGAUGGAGAAGUUAAAGAUGCCAUCAGAUGCUGACUUAAUGAAGAUUGCAAUUGCUGACUUAAACAAUGCGUCAAUUUCACUGGAGGAUCGCCAGCGUGCAUUGCAAGAGCUUUUAAUUCUUGUUGAGCCCAUUGAUAAUGCCAAUGACCUUGACAAAAUUGGGGGCCUUGUUCCUGUGAUUCAAGAUCUUAACAAUGCAAAUGAAGAAAUACGGAUCACCUCUGCAUGGAUCCUGGGUACAGCCAGUCAGAAUAAUGCCCUUGUCCAAAGCCAGAUUCUUGGUUAUGGAGCUUUGGCAAGAUUAGUGAAGAUGGGUUAUUCCACUUCGGCAAAAGAAGCUGCGAAGGCAAUGUAUGCCAUAUCGGCUUUGAUCAGAAAUAACGUAAAUGGUCAGGAGGCAUUCGCUUUGGAAAAUGGGAACGCAAUGUUGCAGCACAUAUUGGGAAGCAACAGCGUUGAUCUUCGGCUUCAGAAGAAGGCGGUGUUUCUAAUAACAGACCUGGCGGACUUUCAGCUAAAUUCUGGAAACUCAGGGCUCACUUUCUUAAGUGAACGCGUUUUGCUGAAGUCAGUCACCGAUAUGUUAUCAAAGUUUGACCUUGACCUUCAAGAAAAGGUUUUGUUGGCCAUUAGGAGUCUACUGAAGCUUCCCUCGACGGACGCUACAGACUUGGAGUCAUGCGGCCUAGACAGUGUGCUGUACAGACUGGGGGUGCAGCUGGAGGAGCUGCCAUCAGAGGAGCAGAAGGAGUACGCCGGGGAGGUUGAUGCCCUCCGGAGAGAAGUAGAGAUGCUCUUCCAACAGAAGCUCAAGCCGGGUACGGCUACCGCGGCGUUAUAGACACUCGGAUGAACGCAAGGGAAACAGGCAGGCGUUUCCGAUCCAGUGAAUCAGUGCUGGCUGCCAAACUUUUGAAAGAGUAGAUUGUUUUCAGAAGAGUCUGGCUGUUGAGCUGAGUCCCUUCUUACUUUUGCCGGAGGGUUAUAGUGUUGUAGGAUUCGAUGGGACGAUAGGUUAGAGACACUUGAUAUGAUGAUAUGGGUUAGUUUUCCCAUUUGCACAGCAAGCUAUGACACCCCCCUGUGUUUCUUGGAAGAUAUCCUUUUUACUGGAAGACACGAUGAUCCUCCUGUUAUAGAAGUGCAAAGACGUCUUAUAUUUAG